This is a messenger RNA of Sphaeroforma arctica JP610, 204 nucleotides long. RefSeq lists its product as hypothetical. The transcript has a single exon. The annotation marks the transcript as partial. NCBI's taxonomy places the organism in Eukaryota, Ichthyosporea, Ichthyophonida. The record is from RefSeq and is a predicted model, not a curated record.
GACAAGCGUGCGGUGGUGAUUGUGAGUGUGUUGCUGAGUGUGGUGUUUCUGGUGGUAAUCACAGCCAUUGCUGUGUGUUACCGACGCGCUAAGGCCCGAAAGCGGACACGACGAGAGGCAGAAGAAUUCAACCGGAAACACCCAGUGCGCAAUCUGCCACCCGAGUUUAUCAAAGGUAUACGUACACGCAGAGAUGCAGUAUAG